AUGGCGGGGAUGAUGCAGAUGAUCGUCCCACUCAUUCCCCAGAUUGUGCAGCUAGCGGCUCCCUCGAUCAACCUGACACGGCAAAGGCCGAGCAGGGAACAAGUCGGGAUUGGAGAAGCCCGAGAGCAGACGAUGGACCCGAGAGGUGUUCUGAUGGGUUUGAAGCCUUCAAGAUUUUUCUGGUCGUUGAUCGAGAAGUCACCAUCAAUCAUCCCCGAGAUGCUCCAGCGCACCAACCAGUACAUCGCCGCCGAAGCUUUGGUGGCAGGAAAGCGCAUGGACGGAAAGAGGCCAAGGGCGGAACAAUCCCAAGGAACGACCUUAGCAGCCCAGGUGCAACCCCGCCGGAGGCCCGACCGACAAGAGCUGCUGCUCCCGAGGUUCCACCGAGACUACGGCCAUGACACGGAAGACUACCGCGACCUCCAGAAUCAAAUCAAGGACCUGAUCCAAAGAGGUCACCUCGGGCGCUAUCUCAAGGAACCCCAGGAAGUAACUCAAUGCCCCAGGGGACCCGUCGAAAGGAAGAUCGACGUCAUCUCCGGAGGACCGGUAGCUGGCGGUAGCAGCUCCACGGCGAGGAAAGCCUACGCCCAGAGCGUGGUCGAGAAAUGUCCCCGACCCAAGCUCGAGCCCGAAAUCACUUUCGGAGCCAAAGAGGUUGAGCGCUCCCAUCACGACGAUGCUUUGGUGAUCUCUAGUCAGAUCGCCAACGCUCGGGUCAAAAGAGUAAUGGUCGACACCGGGAGUUUUGCCGACGUACUAUACCUCGAUGCCUUCAAGAAGUUCAGCUUGACUAAGGAGGACCUCACCCCCAUGGCGUCAGCACUCACUGGGUUCACGGGGGAUUCUAUCUCCCCGCUCGGGACCACCAUCCUCCUUGUCACCAUCGGGGAAGAGCCAAGAGCAAAGAUGAUAAUGACUACCUUCAUGAUAGUCGAUCUACCCUCGACCUACAACGUCAUCCUCGGCUGA
Molecule: messenger RNA, 975 nt
Organism: Musa acuminata AAA Group (dessert banana)
Lineage: Eukaryota; Viridiplantae; Streptophyta; Magnoliopsida; Zingiberales; Musaceae
Exons: 3
Coding region: 1-975 (324 amino acids)
Source: RefSeq, a predicted model, not a curated record